Messenger RNA from Oryzias melastigma (Indian medaka), 1235 nucleotides. RefSeq names its product lysosomal thioesterase PPT2. The transcript has 8 exons. The record is from RefSeq and is a predicted model, not a curated record. NCBI's taxonomy places the organism in Eukaryota, Metazoa, Chordata, Actinopteri, Beloniformes, Adrianichthyidae. Gene Ontology annotation, cellular component: lysosome. Bases 46 to 933 code for a protein of 295 amino acids. Gene Ontology annotation, molecular function: thiolester hydrolase activity.
CAGCAGAGGCGCACAACCUGAACCACCUGCGGUCGCGUGCAGAAGAUGAGGAGCUCGCGCGUGAUCCCGGGCUCACCGGCGCUCGUGCUGCUGCCGCUCCUGCUGCUGGCGGCGGGAUGCACCGACGCCUACAAACCUGUCAUCAUCGUUCACGGUAUUUUCGACGGACCCAGAGAGCUGGCGGGACUCUCUGGUUUUAUUGAGGAGUCACAUCCAGGAACGGAGGUGAUACUGAUCGAUCUGCUAAACUACAAAUUGAGCAUUGCACCAAUGUGGAAGCAGGUCAACGAGUUUGGAAAGGUCAUCAAAUCCAUCAUGCAGAGGUCACCUGAAGGCGUCCAUCUCCUCUGCUUUUCACAAGGUGGUCUGGUCUGCAGAGGAGUUCUCUCCCUGAUCCCAAACCACAACGUCCACACUUUCAUUUCUCUGUCCUCUCCUCUGGCCGGACAGUUCGGAGAUACGGAGUACGUGAACCGCCUCUUUCCUGACUGUGCAAAGACAAAAGUGCAUCUCUUUUGCUACAACAAAUGGGGGCAGAAGUUGUCCAUUUGUGAUUACUGGAAAGAUCCUCACUACACCUCUGCCUACCUGAGGAACAACCUUUUUCUGCCACUGCUGAACGGUGAAAAAGAGAACAGCUACAUGACAGAAUGGAAAGAAAACUUCCUUCGUAUCAAGAAGCUGGUGCUGAUUGGAGGACCUGACGAUGGCGUCAUCACUCCAUGGCAGUCCAGCCACUUUGCCUUCUAUGACAGCGAGGAAAACGUUGUUGAAAUGAGGAACCAGGAGUUUUAUGUGAAGGACACGUUUGGUCUGCGGACGCUGGACGCUCGAGGCGACCUGUCGGUGUGCGUUCAGUCCGGGGUGAAGCACGUGGAGUGGCACUCCAACUUCACAGUGUUCACCAGCUGCAUGGUGGAGUGGCUGGUGUGAAGAACACGCUGGUCUUCACCUGAUCUUCAACCAUGUCACACACUUGUGAAAAACGCUGCAGAAACUGCAGACCUUUAGGUCAAAGAUCUCCAACCGUUUCCAGGCCGGGGGCCGGUUUAAUGUCAGACAAUAUUUUCACCAACCGGCCUGCAUGAGGCUGAAGUCCAGUUUCCUUUAACUUUAGAGGAUAAUGUUUAUCAUCUUCUGUAAAAUAUCUGCAGCUGGUUUAAACUUUAUUCGUACAGAAACCACUAAAACGUGACAUCCUUUAAUCCAUAAAGUGUAAUAAUAAUAUCCAUGAU